This is a messenger RNA of Pomacea canaliculata, 7394 nucleotides long. RefSeq lists its product as uncharacterized. The transcript has 23 exons. Gene Ontology annotation, biological process: cell-cell signaling. The record is from RefSeq and is a predicted model, not a curated record. Bases 309 to 4601 code for a protein of 1430 amino acids. Lineage: Eukaryota; Metazoa; Mollusca; Gastropoda; Architaenioglossa; Ampullariidae.
CUAUUACAAAACUUUGGGUUUGCAAGGUCAUCCCCGCAUGUAAGAGACUUAUUUGUGUUUGCUAUCUGUACUCCCAGCCUGCACACUGUGUCAAAUCACUGAGUUGGAGAAGCUCAAUCUAAUCAACAUUUUGUGGCAAUGUGAGAGUUUGUUUUGUCUAUGAUAGUGAUAUCUCAUCUGAAGGAUCGAAAGUCUGUGAUAUCCUCUGCAAAAGGAUUUUAUUUUUGUUCAGAAAGGAUAUUUUAUGAGGGCAGAAGCAGAUCGGGGUAACCUGUCGGCCAUUCUGUGACUGCUUUCGCUUCACCGAAAUGCCGUCGACAAACUCCUGGCAUUCUAGAGGGUUCUGUCUGUUCCUUUUGCUGUGCCUGGUCCAGAGUUUGGCAGUGAAGGACAAGCAGUUCAAACACAAUUAUCAUGCCGAGGACGACGAAACUGGUGAAACUUUUCGCCUCCGAAGUGAAGGCAGACUGGCCAAUGUUGUGAACCUCGACGAUAUCCGUGUUCUAAAGCGUGUAGCAUGUGUAGAAGAUCGUCUAAUGAUGUUGAUGGAUGACGUUACGGUCGUGAAAACAUGGAGGCAGGGGCAGGUGGUGAUUGGGGGCCCACAGUGGGGUUGUAAUGCCACCCGAGAGCAGCCCAAAGCUUCGGGUAUUUACGUGAAGAUUCAGAGCAUCUUCUUUCCAUUAGAAAGGCAGGUCACCAUUCACCAUAAACCUGCUGGACCCUUCGACAUGAUCGAGGAAGCGGACAUCCACUUCCACUACAGACCGGCAAAGAAAGCCCGCAAGCAUGGAGGCCCGGAAGACAGGACCCGACUCCGUCGGGCCCUGCCCAAUCUCGUGUCCAACAUCCUCAACAACAUCGACUGGCACGCCAACUUCACCACCGACAUUCCCCUCGACACCGGCAGCACCAUGGAUGGCCAGCGACUAGCUUUGCACAAGAAGUGGGGUCAGAGCGAGCUGAGCCUCUCUCGAGGUCAGGAGACGGGACACAGCUAUGAGGACGACGACUUCGUCCUUGUCAUGGACCAACUGAAGGGUCAUACAAAGCUGGCCUACACUUUCAAUCUUGUUAUAAAAAACAACGGAGGAAGAGCUGUUGUAGCAGAUUACGAAUCCCAGUUCGAUCUAGAGUCAGAGUUCUGCGCCGACUCCACCAUAACAUUCAGUCGGGAAAUGGGCCUCACCUACGUGGACGUGCCAGUCUUCAAUACCCCGGCUACAGAGCUGUUCCGCGUCCCAGUGGCAAGCGUACCCGACGUGCCACCCGUGUUUCUCACCGUGGGCUAUCGUGCUGAUACCCUGGCGACAGUCAAGGCUUACACCGCGGGAGCGACGAGUCUUCGAACGGCCUUCAAUGCUUCUGGCUCAACGACAAUUUCGCAUCGAAAUGACCCUGUGUUCAAGACAAGAAGUGAUGUUUCAUCAAGAGACUGGCUAAUCGAGCCAGAAGAACAGUCCCUACAGUCUUCCUUUGCGGCUCGUCUCAAUUUCAGUGUCUACCAAAAGCUUUACUUCAUGCCUGCUGUCUCAUGGCAUUUUCAUGAUGUUGACAUCGAGCUGUCACCACCUGUUGAAGUGACGAUACGCCCAGAGGUCCAUCUGAAGUCCAACAACCCUGGUGUGGCUCAGUGUGUGGAGAGUGAUGCCAACGUGGAUGCCCAUGUGCUAGUUCACAAUGCUUACUUUUCUGCUGAUGCCUUUGGACUCUCGCUAUGGAAUGUUCUACUAGAACCAUCUAAGACCCAUGACAUUCACCUUGUGAACUUGUCACUGGGACAGGAAUGUGAAGCUCGGUGUUAUGGUCCUGAAGCGCUUGUGUCCAGCCUCCUAAAUACAACAUUGACAUCAACUUCAGCAUUUUCUAGGAAUGAUUUGCAGUUCGAAAGCCUCAUUACCUUGAAUGGCGAUGUUGUGGUGGUGCAGGACGGUGGCAGUGAGAUCACCUGGUGUGGUCAUCAGAAUUCUUCUUGCUAUUCCUGUGACUUGCACAGUGUUGACACACAGCCUCAACACUCAUGUGCUGCACGUCUGAUGACAUCACGCCUGGCCUCAGUCCUGACCCUCCUGUCGGAGUUAGUCUCUGUGGAGUGGCCGAAUAAACAACUUCUUGUCCUGGAAUCAUGGGAUGAGCCAACAUCAUCAUUUCCUUUAGGGCGCCAUGGAGCUUCCUCUAUAUUUUCAGAAGGAAGAGCUGCCUCUGUCUCCCUGAUAGAAAGAAAUAAUGUCUCUUCUUUCACCAACAAAUCUGCCUCCAGCCUUCCUUCUAUUACAUCCAUCAUUCAACGCCUUGCUCAGCUGGCUGUUUGUGCUGGUGCUAAUGAUGUUCGUACCACACCCAGCAAAAACCAUAUUGAAAUUGCUGUAGAGAAAAAUGACUUUGAAAUGUCAUCCAGCUCUAAUGGUGUUGAUGAAGAGAGUGGAGCAUCAUUUAUGAAGAGCAUGGAGUCUUUGAGUGUUAGCGAUGUGGCUGACAUAUGUUCACAAGCACCACGAUUAUCACCUGGUAAUCAGUGGCCACAAGGAAUUAGUCUUGAGGAAGGGUGUGGUCCUACAGACAGACCUCUCAACAGAGCUAACAGAAAACAUAUGAAGCAAUUGGUGCAUUGGAAUUUGACUGAUAUACCAGCGACCUUUGAACCAGAAGGUCUCUCUUCCCAGUGGUGCAGUUAUCAAACAAGACAGUGUCAUGACUGCAGCCAACCCUCAAUGAGUCUUGAACCCUGGGAUUGGUGUAGCACAAGGAUGAUGACGCCACGGCUUUUAGUGCGGCUUAGGAAAUUACAAAUCCUUGCUAACAUGCAAAAUAUUAGUCUUCAUAUCUUGAUGUCAUUUCAAGAGCCCACAGAAAAGCAGAUGAAUGUUUUGCCAUCGCUGUUCACAGAGGGAAGAGGAAUCCGACUGUCUACAUUCCCCAGUGGCAGGGAGACCACACUGGCAAGUCUUGCUGUGUGUGCUGGAUUUGACUUUGUGUCUUUUACUGAUCCAACUUACAUUGAGGCAUUUGUCAAGAAGCAGAGUGGAUUUCAGGCAUCACUUGUCAGUUUUCUGGAAGGUCCAUUGCGUCCAGCAGUGGUGUCAGAUGAGCCAGAUGUUCUUGAAUAUGGUUAUCCUGAUGAGCUCGCAGAAGAAACUGUCCUUCCAGAACUUGUAGAUGGUCAUUUUGCUUCAAGUGUAUAUAUCUCAGAACAUGUCCUUGUAAAAGAUGUCACGUCAUAUGAUGGGCGAUACUUUCGAUUAGACCCAGCUCUUCUUGAAUGUGUUGAACUGGUCAAAAUGGAUUAUUCUGGAAAGUUUGAGAUUUUGAAGGGGUCUGCAUAUCGCACACGAUCAGCAAACUUUCAGCAAAACAUAGACCUGCGACACAUCCAAGAAACAUUGCGCUUCCAGGCAGGCCAGGCUUUGCAGUUAAGUUCCAUCCCACCAAGCACUCAAGAUCUUUUGGCACUAGCUACGAGUGUUCUCAGAGAGUGUCCACCUGUUGUCCGGCUAGGCAUGCGUGGGAUGGGUCUUGGGUGUCAUGCUGACCAUAUCUACAUUGACUUUCGUCCACUAAUACCAGGCUUUGAGAGAUACUAUGUCACAGUAUGGGAAGCUGAGAACACUAGUUACUGCCAGGAUGUGAGGAAACUUCAGAGAGAGAUGAUUGAAGGUGGUCCUGUGGUUCAAGCACUGCCAGCCACAACCUGUAAGGAUCGAGGGCUUAAGCCUGGCCUGGAAUUUUUAAGUUUCCAGUUUGGUCAGAAUGCUCACUGCAAUGUUGACGGCCAAGAACAGUUCUGCAUAGCCAGUAGGGAAGCUCGUGAAAAGGCAGCAGACAGCCUUCAAGUGUUGCUGACUUCAGCAGCAGGAUAUGGUCGUCUGCCACGCUUUGAGCUCAUUGAUAAUAUUAGAGCUUGCCUUGUUGACCUCUGUGGGGGCUGUCCAGGAUCAGGACAAGUUUUUGAUAUGAAGGUGCGUGCUUGCUCCCAGCUGGUCCAUAAAUAUAUAGAGCAUGCAGCGAGCCCCUUUCCUGAGCUUGUUGAUGUGGCGACAUUCUUCAACAUGGACACUGCCCUUUCCACAGUCCAGGCAAUAGCCUGUCAGAAUGGGUCUGUUUGUGUUGAGGACACCCCUGUCUACUCAUUGUUUGUACCCACUGUUACUGCUCGCUACUAUCCUGACCCCUCAAGGUCUCUAGAGAGAGCCUUAUUCUCCUCUGACAUCAACCCCACUCCAGUCUUGGAGAUUAUCUCUCAGGAGGUGGCCUAUGCCGCUAAAGGAAAAGUCAAAGUUUUCAUUGAAGCAGAGAAAGAUAUUUAUGCUUUAAGAAAUGUAUUGAAGGUCCUCAUGGUUUACAACAAGAAUGUUACUUUGGUGGAAUUUGUGCUUGCUUCUAGUGCUGAUCCAGAUCUGGUGGCAUCAGCCAUACAUCGAAAACUGGAUGCCUGGGCAGGAGUAGCCUGUCCGCUGUUCAGCCGUUUUGCCAUGUCUCCAUUCACUGUGGUCGCCUUGGAUGCAGAACGCCAUAAACGUAGUGCAGAUUUGAGCAUGUCCAGGAACACAGCUAAAAGCAAAAUAUACAACUGGGAGCUAGAAUGGUUGGAAAAAUUGUAUUAACUGAUUGCAUUUAGGUAAAAGGAUUUCUGAGAAAAACCUUCAAAAGUCAUGUAAGCAUAUUAUCUAAGAUGGUACAGGCAUACCAUAUUUACCUAUUCUUUAUUCUACCACAACCACUAAAUAUAGAUGAAGAUGACUUUCCAUUCAAGGAGUUAGUUUAGUUUAGUCCUUGUUACUCCUCGAGGAACAUAGAGGUGCAAUAACACCUUGCCAGAGGCAGCCCUCUUCAGUUGAGACUAUGUGGUUCCAACAUCCUUUGCCUCACUUUCUACUGUUCUUUUCCAAGGUUGCUUUGGUCUCCCAACUCUACUCUUCUCCUGAGGAUCCCAGUCAAGUCCUGCUUGGCAAUUGUGUUAGCUGGUUUGCACAGGGAGUGUCCUAUCCAGCCAUAUUCGCACUUUUUGAUGUCUUCGCUAGUGGCAUGCUGGUUGGUUUUUUUUUUUUCCCCAGCUGUUGGAGAUCUUUUCAGGGUAUCCUAUUUGUCACUCUCCAGGUUUCAGAACCAUACAGUGAGACUGCCUUCACAUUGGUGUUGAAGGAUACUGCAGAAGGAUAAUGCUAGGGAGUUCCAAAUUGAGCAUAAGCUGUUACCUGGCCUUGAUAGGGAUUUUGAUAUCAUCAUCCGCUCCACCAUCCUUGUUGACAGUGCUCCCCAGAUACAUGAAGGGGUCUGUUUCCUUGAUGCUCUCUCCUUGAAGUUGGAUUGGAAGUUCCUGCUUGUUGUUGGUUCUCAUCAAUUCAGUCUUCUUUCUGUUGACCUUUAAGCCAGUCUUCUCUACUACCUCUGCUAGCUUACUCAAUUUAAUUUGUGCAUGUUGUUGCCAAUGAGAUAGGAGACUGAUGUCAUCUGCAAAGUCCAGCUGUUUGAUGAAGGUCCAAUGGAUACCGGUGUUGUUGUCUUGGGUUGUUCUGCACAUAAUCUAGUCUAUGACCACCAGGAAGAUUGUUGGUGAUAAUAUGCAACCCUUUCUUAUGCCAGUCUUCAUUACGAAUGGUUUAGUGAGUUGUUCAAGGAGUUAGGACACAAUAAUUAAUAACAUUACUUUUAUAAGUAAUCAUUUGAAUGGCUAAAAAUUCUUUUUACUGGUAACUAUAGCAGAAAGCCACUAGGUAAUAAAUAAUUAAAAUCUAUUAUGAUCUUUCUUUUUGAGACAGGCUUAAUGUUACUCCAUCACGGAAUAAUAGCAUGGAUAUCUUAUCUCAUUUUCUGGUUUUGUAACUGCUUUAAUUUCUCAAGUCAACACAAAAGGAUUCCACUGACAUCGGUAAUUUCCUAGCAGAAUCAAGAGAACAUUUCUGUUUCUCUCAUUAGAGAAGCCACAAGCAUUCAGUUGACAACACCAGACUGAUCCAAAGACUUAAUUUUUUAUUGCUGAUAACUUUAAAGUAACAUAUCUAUGGUAUGCACAUAUCUAUAGGAAUACACAUAGCUGGUAUUUACUAAGAUUGACAAAUAUUUGUUUUUAAUGUUCACUAUGUCUCAGAAAUAAAGAGGUAUGGGUAUGAGACAGAAUGAAGAAGACAGCGAUUUUCACAUGAGAGAUAGAGAAAAUAUUAGACAAUCUGAAGAUGUGUUUUUGUAAAAUAUUUCCCAUUUUCCCUAUUCCAGAACUAUGGUGAUAAACAGAUCAAGUGCACAACAAUAAUUUUACUAUCACAAAGAUGUCUUGUGACUUGUAAAGUGUGCAAAAGCAUCCCAUCUUCUUGAUAAAUACCAAAAUUUUUGUGAAAAGAAAAGAAGAAAAAGUGAUGUGAUCAUCUCCCAGAUUUUACUUCAUGGUUUUAAGGCAUACAAUGGACUAAAAUUCCGAGUCACUUUGAAACGAAAUAUUAAUUGAAAUGAAAAAAGGCACUUAACAUCAGGAACAACCAGUUUUGUUCCAUUGAACUUUGCACUGUACACUGUCAGAGUGACCCUGAGGACUUUCUGGGAAAUGCGUAUAUGCAACGCAGCAACAAAAUCGUAGCUAAUUAUUUGGAUAAGAGGAGUAAACAAUCCAUAAAGUAGAGACAGAAAAUCUUGUGAUGUUUUGUGAACAGUGGUACCAAUGAUCAAGAUAUUGCUUUCCUGAAGUUUUCUUCACGGGUCAUGGAAUAAAAUGUAGUAAUCCCUUACCUAUUGCGGGGGUUAGUUCUAGAGAUGUAAAAGUUCCGUUAUAUUUAUUUUAUUUUAUAUAUUUUAAAGCUUUGUAAAUCCUUCCCACUCUCUUAUUAACACUUUCUACAGUCUUAAACCUACAUAUUUUUAGGAACAUAAAAUGAACUUAAAUGAUUAAAAUCAUAAAUAUUACAUACAUAUACUGCAAAAUAGCAAAAACUCCAUGAUUCAGAAUUAGAUAUAUUUAAAAAAAACUGUGAUCCACUGAAGCCCAAAUAAGUGAACCACAACAUAGCAAGGAUUACUGUAUUGUUUUCAAGCUUAGGCACGACUUAGUAACACUAAUUAACUUAGGCUAUCAGCUCUAAUCCCUACCCCAACAUAUCAGGAUUUCAAUUUAUUUUACUUUAUUUCACAAUGUUCAGUAUUUUAAAACAGAUGGUGCUGAUAAAGGUAUCACUAUACAAAUAUUAUUAAGAUUUUUAACAAAUGACAUGGUGUCUUACUUUGAAUAAUGCUGAUGAUAAACAGCUAUUAUAUUAAGCCAGAGCUCCUGUCUUUUUAUGUACAAAACUUCAAAAUCAGAUGAAGUCCCCUGCCACUGAUGAGACAAUAAUAUACUUGGUCAUUUUGCCCUUUUGAAUAAUCUUUGGCGAUAGAAAGUCAUUUGCCACCAUUAAAAACUAGGAAUGUUA